Bombus pascuorum is the source of this 703-nucleotide messenger RNA. Its product is annotated as oligosaccharyltransferase complex subunit OSTC. Gene Ontology annotation, cellular component: oligosaccharyltransferase complex. NCBI's taxonomy places the organism in Eukaryota, Metazoa, Arthropoda, Insecta, Hymenoptera, Apidae. Bases 99 to 548 code for a protein of 149 amino acids. The transcript is spliced from 4 exons. The record is from RefSeq and is a predicted model, not a curated record.
AUCUAUUAAAUGUAAUACAUAGCAAACGUGGAAGUUGUUUUGCAAAGGGGUCGAUGGGAAUGUUCUACCGCAUAUAAUAUCCCAAUUUUGUUAUAAAUAUGGAAUAUAUAUACCGUUUACCAUUUUUAGCAUUAGAAGUACCGAACUUAAAAUUAAAAAAACCAUCAUGGUUUGUGAAACCUAGCGCUAUGGUAGUUUUCUCGCUUAUACUUUUGUCAUAUUUUCUAGUAACUGGAGGUAUAAUAUAUGACGUAAUUGUGGAACCACCUAGUGUAGGAUCAACAACAGAUGAACACGGUCAUGUAAGACCUGUGGCAUUCAUGCCAUACCGUGUAAAUGGGCAAUAUAUUAUGGAAGGACUGGCAUCCAGUUUCCUCUUUACUUCAGGUGGAAUUGGCUUUAUACUAUUAGACCAAACACAUAGUCCAUCAACGCCUAAACUCAACAGAGUUCUUUUAAUAUGUGUUGGAUUUAUUAGUGUUAUUGUGUCGUUUAUUACCUGUUGGAUUUUCAUGAGGAUGAAGCUACCGGGAUAUCUACAAUCAUAAAUUCAGUCAGAUUAAGAACGAUGUGAAUUAGAGAUCAAUAUUUUUUACACAUUAAAACUAUCACAUUUUGUACCAAAUAUAUUUAAAAUGUACUUUACAAAUAAUAUUAAAAAGAUAUUUAAAAAUCGUGUCAAAUAUAUCUCAAAAGAUGAAAA